AGCCGAGCCGGGCCGGGGCGAGCGGCCUGCGCUGCCGGCAUGGUGCAGCAGGAGCCGGCCGGGGCGGCGGGGGAAGCCGCUGCCCGCCCCGCUGAGGUGCGGCUGUCCCGGCGUCGCUGGGCCGUGGUGUUGCUCUUCAGCAGCUACUCCCUGUGCAACGCCUUCCAGUGGAUCCAGUACGGCAGCAUCAACAACAUCUUCAUGCGCUUCUACGGCGUGAGCGCCUUCGCCGUCGACUGGCUCUCCAUGAGCUACAUGCUCACCUACAUCCCCCUGCUCUUCCCCGUCGCCUGGCUGCUGGACAAGCGGGGCCUGCGCCUCAUCGCCCUGGUGGGCUCGGCCCUCAAUGCCCUGGGUGCCUGGGUGAAGCUGGGCAGCCUGAAGCCUCACCUCUUCGCCGUCACCGUCCUGGGGCAAGUCAUCUGCUCCCUGGCCCAGGUCUUCAUCCUGGGCAUGCCCUCGCGUAUCGCCUCCGUCUGGUUUGGCUCCCACGAGGUCUCCACCGCCUGCUCCAUCGCUGUCUUUGGGAACCAGCUUGGCAUCGCUGUGGGCUUUUUGGUCCCUCCAGUUCUGGUUCCCAAUGUGGAGGAUGUGGAGAAGUUGGCCUAUCACAUCAGCAUCAUGUUCUUCAUAACUGCAGGUGUGGCAACAGCCCUGUUCAUCCUGGUUGUUAUAGUCUUCAAGGAGAAGCCCCUGCACCCGCCGAGCCGAGCUCAGGCCUUGAUCCAGUCAAGACCGCCAGAGGAGUAUUCCUACGUGCAGUCAAUCCUCCGUCUGCUCCGUAAUGCCAACUUUCUGCUGCUUAUGGUCACUUAUGGUCUGAAUACAGGUUGCUUCUACGCCCUGUCCACUCUGCUGAACCGCAUGGUGAUCCAUCACUACCCAGGGGAGGAGGUGAAUGCUGGCAGGAUUGGACUCACCAUUGUACUGUCGGGGAUGGUUGGGGCUUUGAUCUCCGGCAUCUGGUUGGACAGAACCAAAACAUACAAACAGACAACGCUAGUCGUCUAUAUCAUGUCUCUGGUGGGAAUGAUAGCCUACACCUUCACUCUGAGCCUAGGCCACCUCUGGGUGGUCUUUGUGACUGCAGGCAUGCUGGGGUUUUUCAUGACAGGAUACCUUCCCCUGGGCUUUGAGUUUGCUGCAGAGUUGACUUACCCAGAAUCGGAAGGAACAUCAUCAGGGCUCCUUAAUGUCUCAGCACAGAUUUUUGGUAUUGCCUUCACCAUCGGCCAAGGGCAAAUCAUGGAUCGCUUUGGGACGAAGGCAGGAAAUAUCCUUCUUUGUUCCUUCCUGUUUCUGGGGACUAUUAUGACAGCAUUCAUUAAGGCUGAUCUCCGAAGACAGCGGGCCAAUUUGGACAAUGAACAGACAAAAGUGAUGCCAGAAGCCUGUGCUGAUCCCAUAAUCCUUGAGGAAUCGAAGCUGUGAAAUGGAGGGGCGGCAGAGCUGGGAGAUGCAGCCCCCUUCAUUCCCAUCUUUGCUACCUCCACCUGUUUCACGUGCCCCAUGGUACAGGAGCUCGGUGAACUGCUUGUGGAGAGUCUCAAAGAGCAAAACAAGAAGGGAGUUGCUUUUUUCAGUUAUACCUCUGCACCUUGCUGUUUUGGAGACUGCUGCUUGGGAGGAAAAGAUGGGAAAACCCACUUCUUAGCCCCCCAUCCCACCGUGUAUGCUUGGAAAAGAAAAAGCACACGUGCUGAGAAAAGCCAUAGUUCAGACUAGCCCCGAGCACAUGAGGGGUGGCACCCUGCACGUGGCUGUGUCUCCACUCACAGGCAAGCUGUGACAUGAAAUGCAGAAGCUGGACCACGCUUGCCCUGUGAGCAGCCCUUGAAGAGCUUUCAGCUGGCUCUCAGGAGGAGGAAUUGCCAGUGAUGCUCUCUGUGUUGCACAGGGAAUGGUAGAAGCCUCAGCACAUCACCAGCAAACACAAAGCAGUGCAUCUGCUGCUGGCGCUGGUUUUACUAUGUGGCUAUCCCAGACGAAGCACUCUUAGUCUGUGGAUAAACCUCUGCUCAGAAUUCACUGAGAUUUCCCUGAUCUUCCUAUAUAUUAGGAGUAAUUGAGAUACCAAUAUGCCUCCUACCUGGAGGCAAGGACUAGUUCUACAGCUUCUGUUGAAGCUGCAGCCUAAACCCAGCUUAUCACUACACAGGAGCGAGUCAAACAAGCUCCCUGGGCUGAGGACUGUAUCUUCCUCCUUAAUCAUGAAGUGCCUUUUGCAUGUUUCAACACUACGUGAAAACUUGUGUUCUAUUGAGAUAACCAGCCCAAGCUGUGUUGCUCUUCACAACCACAGCAAUCAUCAUAUGAUGGGGAUCUGGAUUUGCUCCAGUGUGGAAGCUUCCCACUGUAACAGAACAAGAGAAGCCCCUCUUACCAGCAUAUGUGUCUCAUAGACACUGCCCCUCUGUAUGCUGCUGUUUAUCUUCUAAACACACAUGUAGAUAGUUCUAUCUCUUCUCCUUCCUUUCCAGCAUCUUUCCACUGGUGGAGACAUCAAGUGUCCUUAUACUCCUUAAAUCAUACAGUUAGACAUAGAUCAUUUUUUUUGGGGGGGGGGAGAGGGAGGAACACAAACUACAACCAUGUGGAAUGAAUAGAAGUAGUUCUCUGACAUACCAUUUUUGACAAAACAUUUUUUGGGUGAAAUUAUACAGUCUUGACACAUUAAAAAAUUCAGGUCCUAUCUUUGAUAGUUUGGGAUUGAGGAAGGGCAUCUAAGAUAGAAUUUUAUAUAAAAUAAAAACAUUUGAAGUGUACAAUGAAACCUGACGUAUUCAUAUUAAACGGUUGAAACAGUC
Calidris pugnax (ruff) is the source of this 2807-nucleotide messenger RNA. RefSeq names its product feline leukemia virus subgroup C cellular receptor family member 2 (gene FLVCR2). Gene Ontology annotation, molecular function: heme transmembrane transporter activity; heme binding. The record is from RefSeq and is a predicted model, not a curated record. The transcript has 10 exons. Gene Ontology annotation, biological process: transmembrane transport; heme export. Gene Ontology annotation, cellular component: membrane. The coding region runs from base 40 to 1431 and encodes 463 amino acids. NCBI's taxonomy places the organism in Eukaryota, Metazoa, Chordata, Aves, Charadriiformes, Scolopacidae.